This is a messenger RNA of Procambarus clarkii (red swamp crayfish), 426 nucleotides long. RefSeq lists its product as uncharacterized. Lineage: Eukaryota; Metazoa; Arthropoda; Malacostraca; Decapoda; Cambaridae. The record is from RefSeq and is a predicted model, not a curated record.
AUGCAGGACCCAGCCCGUGUUGACACGCACCCACCACGUGCUUGGUGGGUGCGUGUUAAAGCACCAGUUCAAGCACCAGCACCAGCCCACAGCACCAGUUCAAGCACCAGCAACAGCCCACAGCACCAGCACCAGCCCACAGCACCAGUUCAAGCACCAGCAACAGCCCACAGCACCAGCACCAGCCCACAGCACCAGUUCAAGCACCAGCAACAGCCCACAGCACCAGCACCAGCCCACAGCACCAGUUCAAGCACCAGCAACAGCCCACAGCACCAGCACCAGCCCACAGCACCAGUUCAAGCAUCAGCACCAGCCCACAUCACCAGUUCAACCGGACGCGGUAAACAUCAACAGCAUCACCCAGAAUACACAACACAGGCGGCGACGACAGUGUUCCCGUUCAACAUGCAGCAACUCAACUAA